AUGGCGCAGAACACGUAUGAGCAUGGCGACGACGCCAAUGAAGACAUCCGUCCCUAUUUCUACAUCGGCCAGCAUGACUCUGCGAGAUCCGAGACACUGAGCGACCUUCAGUACGGACAGGUGCUCAACGCUGGUUUCAGCUUCGUGACCACACCUGUCACGAAUGAACAUUUCCGCCAAAGAGUGACAGAGCUGGCGUCUAGAAGCAUCAGCGAACUCGACAAGUCAGAAAUUCCCAGUUGUCACCCAGAUCCCAUCGUGCCGCCAUUGACAACUGAGGAUACUUCACUCUUUCCUAGCCCAACUACAGGCGGACUGAUAGCCUACUCAAGCCCCUGGUUGGACCUCUGCUCUGGAAACGCUGCCGUGUCCAGCAUCUCGAGGCAGGUUCUGAAUCUGGAAAUCGCGUAUGCCAACUUCUGCGGUGUGCGCACCAUCGUGAUCCCGGGACCGAGGCAAGACUCCAUCAAGGCCGGAAACCACCAAGGUGUCGCACAGUAUGCGCGGGCCAUCCAAGAGGCACUGGUCAUUGGCACCCGCCUUAAUUUCGUCAUUCACCUUCCCAUGUACCGAGAGCCCGGACUGGAAGAACAGACCGAUGUCCUGUCGACCACCGUCCUAGGUGAAAAUGGCGAUCGGUCGCAGCCUCAAGGGGAAGAAAUCGACAUCUUCAGCUCUUGGGACACCUGGCACACGAUUCGUUCAGUCUGCGAAUACGACUCGAGGCUCUUCGCUGCUGUAAGAAUGCCUAGGAUGUUACCCGGCAACGAAGUCCAGACCAGAUGGUUCUCAGAGCCAGUGCAAUACCUGACUUUCGGGCCAAAGUCCUUUCAGACGAACAAGGCGGGUUAUCCAUCUUUGACCAAGCGCCACCAGGAUAUGAUCAUGACCUACAUGAGGCUCAAGAUCGCCCCGUACUUCAUGCUGUACGAUGUUGGACCCGAAGUCAAAGCCAUCGAAGAGCAGAUUGAGCAACUGGCCGCUGAAGAGUUCCCAACCCUCUCACAAGCGGCGCAGAAACCCAAGAAGCAUAAUCACAAGACGAUCGAGCUGAACCGUUAUGCUUCGUACCUGCGAUACGUCGAAAGUCAGCAACAGCCAGUGUCGGCUCUUGAGCAAGGUACUUUGACCAACUUCCAAGACUGGCUACAGUCUCCUCUGCAACCACUUUCAGACAACCUAGAGUCUGUCACGUACGAGGUCUUCGAGGGCGAUCCUGUCAAGUACAACCAAUACGAGCUUGCGAUUGGAAAGGCCCUUGCCGACUGGUCACAUCAACGCAAGCCGACUUCAUCGCCCACGGGAGCAGUGGUCAUUGCCGUCGCAGGCUCAGGCCGCGGGCCACUAGUGACGCGGGCCCUGCGGGCAAGCGAGAACACUGGAGUUCCGGUGCAGGUUUGGGCGGUGGAGAAGAACCCGAACGCCUAUGUCUAUCUGCUCCGCCAGAACCAGAUGGUCUGGGGAGGCCGUGUCACCGUCGUCAAGACGGACAUGCGAGCCUGGAAGGGACCCAUCGUAGGCGGGACAGCGGAUCAGCCGGAGCACGGGCAAGUCGAUAUCUUGGUUUCGGAAUUGCUUGGAUCGUUCGGUGACAACGAGCUCUCCCCAGAGUGUCUUGAUGGUAUCCAACACGUGCUUGCCAAGCCCCACGGCAUCUCUAUCCCAGAGUCCUACACGGCCCAUCUCUCCCCUAUUUCUACUCCCCGCCUCCACGCCGACAUCAGCCGGCGCUCACCGAUGGAUCCGAAUGCUUUCGAGACGCCGUGGGUCGUCCGCCUGUUCCAGCUUGACUUCGUCGCCCAACGUGUACCGAGCCACGAGCGUUUCCAGCAGGCGUGGGAGUUCGUGCACCCCCUGCCACAGUCCACCAUGGACAGAAUCGAGGCCAGGAGGUCUGGAGGCGUAGUUGGUGGAGGCGGCGGCUCCAUGGCCGGAGGUGUUGGCGCCAAUGAUCACAACUCACGACAUUGCCACCUGACCUUUGUCUGCAGGGACCGCGGCGUCAUCCACGGCCUUGCUGGGUAUUUUGAGUCGGUCCUCUACCGCCCGCACGCUAGCAACAAGGAACUGGUGGAGCUAAGCACCCUGCCGGAUGCGAUUGACAAGAAGAGCAAGGACAUGAUCUCCUGGUUCCCCAUUUUCUUCCCCCUGAAGCAACCUCUUUACUUUCCCCCGGACAGUGAGCUAGAAGUCAGCAUGUGGAGGCAGACGGACGAUACCAAGGUCUGGUAUGAGUGGACGGUCGAGGCUUUCAUGUGGGUUAGUGAGGCGCAGAGGGUCAAGGUCGGCGCAUCUGAAAUGUGCAGCAGCCGUCAAGUAGCAUGCCUGAUGUAG
Messenger RNA from Neoarthrinium moseri, 2334 nucleotides. RefSeq lists its product as uncharacterized. Lineage: Eukaryota; Fungi; Ascomycota; Sordariomycetes; Amphisphaeriales; Apiosporaceae. The transcript is spliced from 4 exons. Gene Ontology annotation, cellular component: nucleus; cytosol. Gene Ontology annotation, biological process: peptidyl-arginine N-methylation; regulation of DNA-templated transcription. The record is from RefSeq and is a predicted model, not a curated record. The coding region runs from base 1 to 2334 and encodes 777 amino acids.